This is a messenger RNA of Pseudogymnoascus destructans, 426 nucleotides long. RefSeq lists its product as uncharacterized. Bases 1 to 426 code for a protein of 141 amino acids. The record is from RefSeq and is a predicted model, not a curated record. The transcript has a single exon. Lineage: Eukaryota; Fungi; Ascomycota; Leotiomycetes; Thelebolales; Thelebolaceae.
AUGGCAGGGGUGGCAGGAUGGCAGGGAUGGCAGGAUGGCAGGGAUGGCAGGUACCCCAGCGAUACCAGCGAUACCAGCGAUGCCAGGGAUGCCAGGGAUGCCAGGUACCCAGCGAUGCCAGCGAUACCAGGGAUGCCAGGUACCCAGCGAUGCCAGCGAUACCAGGGAUGCCAGGGAUGCCAGGGAUACCAGCGAUGCCAGCGAUACCAGGGAUGCCAGGAACCCAGCGAUGCCAGCGAUACCAGGGAUGCCAGGUACCCCAGAUGCCAGGAUGCCAGCGAUGCCAGAGGGGUAUGGGGGUACUUUGAUAUGGGGUACUUUGAUAUGGGGUACUUUGAUAUGGGGUACUUUGAUAUGGGGUACUUUGAUAUGGGGUACUUUGAUAUGAGGUACUUUGACCUGGUACCUCACUCAACCCCUACGUAG